AUGAACUGUUGUCUCCACGUGAGUGUAUCAACAGCGUGUUUUUUUUAUUGCUUGAUUUGUUGUUGAGUUUUUCUGUAAUUUUAAAUUCCGACCAACAAAAGAAACUUUAACAGAAGCGCUGCGACAAUGGCGACAGUCCGCAAGAAGGUGGACAAUCGGAUCCGGGUCCAGAUAGAGAACGGGGUCGCUUUAAAGCACAGAACCAUGUUUGUGGUUGUGGGAGAUCGCGGCAAAGAUCAGGUCGUGAUCCUGCAUCACAUGCUGUCUAAAACUGCUGUCAGAGCUCGACCCUCGGUGCUUUGGUGCUAUAAAAAAGAUUUGGGCUUUAGCAGCAAUCGGAAGAAGCGCAUGAGACAGCUGCAGAAGAAGAUUAAAACUGGCACCCUGAAUUUGAAUCAAGAUGACCCGUUUGAGCUCUUCAUUGCUGCCACCAACAUCCGCUACUGUUACUACAACGAGACGCACAAGAUCCUGGGAAACACUUUUGGCAUGUGUGUCCUGCAGGACUUUGAAGCUCUCACUCCCAAUCUCUUGGCAAGAACAAUCGAAACGGUGGAAGGAGGUGGGAUCAUCGUCAUUCUGCUCCGAACCAUGAAAUCUCUCAAGCAGCUUUACACCAUGACCAUGGACGUGCACGCCCGAUACAGAACUGAGGCUCACCAAGACGUGGUGGGCAGGUUCAACGAGAGAUUUAUACUUUCACUUUCCUCCUGUAAAAACUGUGUUGUUAUUGACGACCAGCUUAACAUCCUUCCAGUCUCCAGCCACAUGACAAACAUCAAGCCAGUUCCCCCAAAGACCCAGGAGGACGGUUUGUCUCCUCGAGAGCAAGAGCUGAAAGAUCUGAAGGAGUCUCUUCAGGACACUCAGCCUGUCGGGGUUCUAGUGGACUGCUGCAGGACUAUGGAUCAGGCAAAGGCGGUGCUGAAGUUUAUCGAAGCUGUGUCCGAGAAAACCCUGAGGAGCACCGUGGCUCUGACUGCCGCUCGAGGUCGAGGGAAGUCUGCUGCGAUGGGGCUGUCUGUCGCUGGAGCUGUGGCCUUUGGCUACUCCAACAUCUUCGUGACUUCUCCGAGCCCAGACAACCUCCACACCAUGUUUGAAUUCAUCUUCAAAGGUUUUGAUGCUCUGCAGUAUCAGGAGCAUCUGGACUAUGAGAUCAUCCAGUCUCUGAACCCAGAGUUCAACAAAGCAGUGGUGCGGGUGAACAUCUUCAAGGAGCAUCGGCAGACCAUUCAGUACAUCCACCCCGGGGAUGCGGUGAAGCUGGGUCAGGCUGAGCUGCUGGUCAUUGACGAGGCUGCGGCUAUCCCUCUCCCUCUGGUGAAGAAGCUGCUGGGGCCUUAUCUAGUUUUCAUGGCCUCCACCAUCAAUGGGUACGAGGGCACAGGCCGCUCUCUGUCUCUCAAGUUACUCCAGCAACUGCGGCAGCAGAGUGCAGACAGCCAGCAGAGCCUGUCAGCAGAGAAUCGGACCACCAGCACCGCCAGGCUGGCUGCAGCGCGCAGCCUCCACGAGGUUUCCCUGCACGAGUCCAUCCGGUACGCUCCGGCAGACCCGGUGGAGAAGUGGCUGAACGAGCUGCUCUGUCUUGACUGCCUCAACAUUCCCAGACUCAUUUCUGGCUGCCCACUUCCACAGACAUGCGACUUAUAUUAUGUAAACAGAGACACGCUGUUCUGCUACCACAAAGCAUCUGAGGCGUUCCUGCAGAGGCUGAUGGCUCUCUAUGUGUCCUCGCACUACAAGAAUUCCCCAAACGACCUUCAGAUGCUGUCCGACGCUCCAGCUCAUCACCUCUUCUGCCUCUUGCCGCCUGUUCCUGCCACUCAGAACUCUCUUCCGGAAGUCCUCGCCGUGGUGCAGGUUUGUCUAGAGGGGGAAAUUUCAAGGCAGACCAUCCUCAACAGUCUGUCCAGAGGGAAGAAGGCGUCGGGCGACCUUAUUCCCUGGACGGUGUCAGAGCAGUUUCAAGAUCCAGACUUCGGCUGUCUGUCUGGAGGCAGAGUGGUGCGAAUAGCUGUCAAUCCAGACUAUCAAGGGAUGGGUUACGGCUCUCGAGCUCUCCAGCUGCUGCAGAUGUACUAUGAGGGCAAAUUUCCCACCAUGGAGGAAGGCACGGCCUCCACAAACACCGAAAUCGUCCCCGUCAGCAGUGAGGCUGUUAGUCUCCUGGAGGAAGUGGUCACUCCUCGAAAAGAGCUGCCUCCUCUGCUGCUGAAGCUCACCGAGAGGAGAGCAGAGAGGCUGGACUACCUAGGAGUUUCAUAUGGCCUCACAACACAGCUGCUCAGAUUCUGGAAAAAAGGGGGCUAUACUCCAGUCUAUUUACGGCAAACACCUAAUGACCUGACAGGAGAACACUCCUGUGUGAUGCUGAAAGAGCUGAAUACAGAGGAGGCCCCGGAGCAGGGCCAGUGGUUGUCUGCCUUCUGGAAAGAUUUCCGCCGCCGCUUCCUGUCUCUACUCUCUUAUCGGUUUAGCAGCUUCCAUCCAAGCUUAGCGCUCAGCAUUUUGCAAAAUAAGAAGUCCAAAGAGGAGGUCACUGCUCUCAGCAUCUCAGAGCUGGAAUCCACUUUCACCCCCUAUGAUCUCAAACGUCUGGAGUUGUACUCCAGGAGCAUGGUGGACUACCACCUCAUCAUGGACCUGAUCCCAGCUCUGGCUCGCAUGUUUUUCCUCAAACAGCUGGGUGAUGUCUCCCUGUCUGCGGCUCAGUGUGCAUUACUGCUUGGAAUUGGACUGCAGCACAAGACUGUGGAGCAACUAGAAAAGGAAAUUGAACUCCCGAGCUCGCAGCUUAUGGGCCUCUUCAACCGCAUCAUCAGAAAGUUUGUGCAUGUGUUUAACAGCAUCCAAGAGAAAGCAAUUGAACAACAGAUGGUUGCCACCAAAACUGUCAGCAUGGAGCCAACUGUCAGAAGCCUCAGUGAAGAUCUGAAUGAAGCUGCAAAGGAGUUUGAGGAGAAGCAAAAGGAGGCUCUGGAGAAAGUGAAAGACCUGGACCUGGAAGAAUACAGAAUCCGAGGGAAUGAUGAGGAGUGGGACCAGGUGCUGAAGAAGGCAGGGGGUACAGCUAUGGUCAGCAUCAAAAGUGACAAGAAGAGAAAAUGGGAAGGAGGAAACUCAACUGGAAGCAAUGGAGUCCCAGAGCAAGGAAAAACCCAAAAGAAGGAAAUGAAACAUGGAAAGUUCAAGAAGAGCAAAAUCAAACAAGGAAAAUUUGGAAAGAGAGCAUAACAGUACAAGAAAAAAAAAUUUUUUUUUCCUUUUAAAUGUCAGAACUAGUUAGUGUGAGUUAUGGAUUUGGAAUCUAACAGAACACACCACAGUGUCACACAAUAAAUGCUUGCCUUUAUUUCUACUCAA
Messenger RNA from Oryzias latipes (Japanese medaka), 3369 nucleotides. It is a transcript of the gene nat10, whose product is annotated as N-acetyltransferase 10. Gene Ontology annotation, cellular component: 90S preribosome; nucleolus. Lineage: Eukaryota; Metazoa; Chordata; Actinopteri; Beloniformes; Adrianichthyidae. Gene Ontology annotation, molecular function: 18S rRNA cytidine N-acetyltransferase activity; ATP binding; tRNA binding. Gene Ontology annotation, biological process: rRNA acetylation involved in maturation of SSU-rRNA. The record is from RefSeq and is a predicted model, not a curated record.